UGACUUUGAUGUGAAAAACCUAACCUAAAACAUAAAUAUUUGGAGAUUUUCAUUUUUCAUAUCAUUUUUCAGAUUGUUGUAUUUGAAAAAGUUUUGUUAAAAUGGGGAAAAGACAACAUCAAAAGGAUAAAAUGUACAUUACGUACACAGAGUGGACUACCCUUUAUGGAGGAAAAAAAGGUGGCUAUACAUCAAAAGAGGGAGAGAAUUUUAGAAGGCUUCCAUUUGACCACUGUUGUCUAUCUCUACAGCCUUAUGAGAUUCCUUAUUGCGAUUUAGAUGGAAAUAUUUUCGAUUUAGAAGCACUAAUUCCAUUUUUAAAGAAAUUUAAAAUCAACCCUGUAACUGGUAAACCCCUGGAUUUUAAAUCUUUAAUACAGCUGAAUUUUCACAGAAAAAGUGAGGGUGUCUUUGAAUGCCCUGUCUUAUUCAAACCAUUUACCAAUAGUUCACAUAUUGCUGCUAUUGCCACAACUGGGAAUGUGUUUUUAAUGGAGGCUAUUGAACAGUUGAAUAUUAAGAACCGCAAUUGGAAGGAUUUAAUUACUGAUCAACCAUUCGAAAGGAAAGAUAUCAUUGUACUUCAAGAUCCCAAUAAUUUAUCGAAAUUUGAUAUUUCAAAAUUUCAUCAUGUCAAACAAAAUUUAAGGGUUGAAACAGAAGAGGAAAUUGCGGAUAAGUCUGAUCCACAAGCCAGAUUAAAGAAAAUAAAUCCAGAAACAAAGUAUACCCUAGAUGAACUAAAUAAAGAGUACAAACCACCAACGAUAGAAGUGAACAAAAAAGCAAGUACAGAGAAAGCUGACAAAUUCAAUGCAGCUCACUAUUCGACAGGAGCCGUAGCUGCUAGCUUUACAUCUACAACCAUAGUUCCAAAACUUCAGGGUGAAGCAGCCAUAAUUCAUGAAGAUGAAGUUAGAUACGAACGGGUAAAGAAAAAAGGAUACGUUAGACUUGUCACAAACUUGGGUAUGCUGAAUCUAGAAUUACACUGUGAUAUGGUUCCAAAAACAUGCGAAAAUUUUAUGAAACAUUGUGAAAAUGGGUAUUACAAUGGGACCAAAUUUCAUCGAUCCAUAAGAAAUUUUAUGAUUCAAGGAGGUGAUCCCACAAAUACAGGAAAUGGUGGGAAAUCAAUAUGGGGAAAUAAAUUCGAAGAUGAAAUCAGACCAAAUUUAUCACAUACAGGUCGAGGAGUGUUGUCUAUGGCAAAUUCCGGGAAAAAUACUAAUGGAUCUCAGUUUUUUAUAACUUACCGUUCUUGUAAGCAUUUAGAUAACAAACACACUAUCUUCGGCCGAGUGGUAGGAGGUAUGGAUACUCUUAAUGACAUGGAGAAGAUUGAAGUUGAUAAUAAAGAUAGACCCAUUGAAGAUAUAAUUAUAUUAAAAGCUCAGAUUUUUGGUAAUCCCUAUGAUGAAGCUGAUGAGCAGUUGGCCAAAGAAAGACAAGAUGAAUUAGACAGACUAAAAGAAGAAGAAGCCAAAUCGAGAGCAAAAAUAAAUGCACAAAAGGAACUAAAAGUGUUCAGAACUGGCGUUGGAAAAUAUAUUAAUCCUAAAGGAAACAAAGGGGCCGAAUUAGAAAAGACAGAACCCAGUACGAAGAAGAAAAAAACUUGUAAUACAUUCAACUUUAAUAAUUGGUAACAUUUUAUUCGUCAUAUUUAUACAGGGCGUUUGGUAAACAAUGGGCCAUUGCUUAACCUUAGAUUCCUGAGGUUAUAAUAGGUCGAUUUAAGCUAACGUAGAAAGUUGAUAAUAACCGAAAUAGAGGGUGUCAAAGUUAAAUUUUAAUUUUAUUUAUUCUUGAAUAUUUCCUAACAGACAUGAGAUAAUAACACGGAAUUUGGUAAGCGGGGAUUUUUUGGGAUGAGAAAUCUAAAUUCACCACCAAAAAUAAUACGCUACCCAGAGGGCGCCACAUACGCCUUUCAGAGCUUAUUUAAUAGGUUCAAUUUUUUUAAUUAGCCACUCUACAUACUUUUUGAAUCAAAACGUUUAUUCUAAUAUUUUUAUUUAAAAAAGGUAUACUACAUUUAUCUCGCUAAACGCAACCGUUUUAUAAUAUUGUAGUUACACCCGAAAAAUAACUUAAAACCAUAAAAAUUUCCAAAAAUGUAUCGCAAAUUUCUUCAAAUGGAAUUUGCGAUGCAAUGACAUAAAUAUGAGAACAGCACAAUUAUUAUGGUUUCAAGUUUAUUUUUCGGGUGUAACUGUGUAACUACAAUGAUAUGCAAAAAUUUAUGUUGCCUCGCAGAUUGAAAAUGCGUUUAUCUCGAAAACGGUUGAGUUAGGAAGAUAAAUGUAGUAUACCUUUUUUAAGUAAAAAUAUUAAGAGAAUAAAUGUUUUAAUUCAAAAAGUGUGUAGAGUGGCUUAUUAAAAAAAUUGAACCUAUUAAAUAAGCUCUGAAAGGCGCAUGUGGCGCCCUCUGGGUAGUGCAUCAUUUUUGGUGGCGAAUUUAGAUUUCUCAUCCCAAAAACACUCGCUUACCAAAAUUCAUGUUAUUAUCCUAUGCCUGUUAGAAAAUAAUAUUCAAGAAUAAAUAAAAUAAAAGUUUAACUUUGACACCCUGUAUUUCAGUUAUCAACUUUCUUACUAAGGUAAGUUAGCUUAAAUCGACCUAUUUUAACCUCAGGAAUCUGAGGUUAAGCUAUGGCCCAUUCUUUACCAAACACCCUGUAUAAGCAGAUUUAUUUUGUAUAUAGUAUUUAAAUAAAUAAAAAUGCGUAUAUAAUAUCAA
This is a messenger RNA of Diabrotica virgifera virgifera (western corn rootworm), 2743 nucleotides long. Its product is annotated as RING-type E3 ubiquitin-protein ligase PPIL2. Gene Ontology annotation, cellular component: catalytic step 2 spliceosome. Bases 102 to 1649 code for a protein of 515 amino acids. The record is from RefSeq and is a predicted model, not a curated record. Gene Ontology annotation, biological process: protein folding; protein polyubiquitination; protein peptidyl-prolyl isomerization. Gene Ontology annotation, molecular function: peptidyl-prolyl cis-trans isomerase activity; ubiquitin-ubiquitin ligase activity. The transcript is spliced from 7 exons. Lineage: Eukaryota; Metazoa; Arthropoda; Insecta; Coleoptera; Chrysomelidae.